Molecule: messenger RNA, 4406 nt
Organism: Seriola aureovittata
Lineage: Eukaryota; Metazoa; Chordata; Actinopteri; Carangiformes; Carangidae
Gene: cyb561d1
Product: probable transmembrane reductase CYB561D1
Exons: 3
Coding region: 1672-2373 (233 amino acids)
Molecular function (GO): transmembrane monodehydroascorbate reductase activity
Source: RefSeq, a predicted model, not a curated record
AGGAAGUGAAAUGUCUUGAUCAUCAUUUUAUUUAAAAUUUCCCAGAAGUCAGACUUUGAGUUUGAAAGGUAGCCACACAUGAACAAACACAUCCACAUGAAUGGAUCAAAUGAUUUCUUCAGUAAAUAUUUAGGCUGUUAAGACUUUUACUCUGUUACUGUGUGAUGUUACAGCUCAGCUCAGAGACUUUUAUUUUGUAGAUUAUGUUUCUGUUAAAAGUUCAAUCUUUUUGUUAUCAUGCAGUCCAAAACUAGCUGGUUAGUUUUUGACUAACACCUGGUCUCAGUGUUUACAGUAUGAAGAGGGACUGGUUCCCUGAUUGUAAAAGGUGACAAAAAGUGCAUUGUGCAUUUUUUUCUACUAGGCAACCAAGAUGGGCUCUCUGAACCAUAUAUAUUACAGAAAUGAUAAUAGCUUAAUAAUUUAACGGAUAAACAAAGAUGGCGGUAGUUAAAGAGAUGGACAAUACAGAACUCUCCUGGUCAUCCAUAAUCACAUUUGAAAUAAAAGAAGAAAUUGUAUUGAAGGAGGUAGUAAAUUUGACAUGAACAAUUUUAAGUCUUUAUAUCCACACAAGUUGAAGUACAGUAUAUUAUUUGUAUAUGCAUUGGUGCCCACAUAAGUUUGUCUCUAUGAAAUUGGGAGUUAUCCGUGUAAAAUGUACAACGUGUUCCUCAGAAAGAACUAAGUACCAGUAUCUCGCGACUGUAAAAUAAGUGCAAUGUUUGAGUAAUUUUUGUUGAUCCUGGCGGAUAUGAUGCCCAGAGCUGUCCCCUGCUGCUGAGCUGUAGUAAAAGCAGGAAGUAGAGGUGAACCAUCUCACUCCUUUCAUAAUCUUCGGUGAUGACAAAGAACCAAACCAGGAAGUGGAGCCAAAAGACGAAACAUUAGCAGAGACACUUUACACGCUGUUUUCUUUAUAGCACUUGUAUUGUUUGAAUGACGCAGACCAGACGUCUUGCUCUUUGGUGUUGGGGCUACAUGACAGUCGUUCAAACAAUCAUCCAGCUGACAGUAAGAGAGCCCGAGUCAAGUCUGUGUUGUCGUGUAUGAGACUUUUCCUCUCUUGACGGUGACGUUUCUGCUUCUGGUUCAUUGGCCAACCCAGUUUUUUAAUCCAUAGCUGGACUGGGUUGAGCUCGGAGGGAUUACGUCCCUUUAAUUUGUAACGUCAAACCAGCUAAAACUACACUAGAGCUGGAGAGGAAUCAGUUUUAAAACCAACACUUUAACGCUCUGGACCAGAUUUUUCUCGUAGAAACAAACUGUGAGGGUUUGACUGUCACUGAUCUGAUCCCUGUGCUUCACUGUCUUUUCAGUUUAGGGUUAAACCCUCUUCACAUUUUAUCACAUAUAAUUUACGCCAUUAAAACGCUUUACCGUGACUCCUGAUUUGAAAAACUAACACCGGAAGUACUGUGAGUUGUCAUUGUGUACAGCCUGGCUCAGUUCGUGGCCGGCUCUCUGUCUGCUCUCCUCUCUUGACUUGUGAACCGUAUGAGUCGCAGCUGACCUCCGGUCGAUCCUGUGCGUCGGGUUUUCCCGCUUCAUAACUACAUAAUUAUGCAGCUCGUGCAGUGUCUCGGCAGCACGCGCGCUGCGUUUCUCCGUCUCCGCUCGCCUUUCACAUACUGUGGAGCCAGCAGGUAGCCGGACAGGUGGGUCACCAGUAUGCGGUCUGACGUGGAGUACAGCCCGGUGGGAGAGGGGCUGGGGAUGCGGGACUUCUGGCUGUACGUGUGGCUGCGCAGGGCGUCGGUGAUAGCGGCUCAUGUCACCGGCUUGGGCCUGACCCUCAUCAUCUCCCUCCUGUCCAGACCCGGAACCAGUCUGUUUUCUUGGCAUCCGGUGUGUAUGUCUGUUGCAUAUUGUCUGUGUAUGACUGAGGGCAUACUCCUCUUCUCAGCUGAGGGCUCUCCCUUCUGCUUCAAAUCCCGGAAGGGUAAAGUCCGUCUCCACUGGUUCUGUCAAGCACUGGUCCUCAUAGCUUCGGCCACUGGGCUGGGCUUCAUGGUGGCCAGUAAAAAUGUGUCAGAGCGCCCCCACCUGGUAACCUGGCACAGUCUGCUGGGCAUCUGCACCCUGGCCACCACUGUACUCCAAGCUGCUUGUGGUAUAUGCAUGAUCUUCCCUAAGCUGCUGCGCCUCUCCUCCUCCCUGCCCAAACUGAAGCUGUACCAUGCCACCUGCGGCCUGGUGGUCUACCUGCUGGCCACAGCCACCGUGGUGUUGGCCAUGUUCUCAGACUGGUUCCAGGCCACGGUGAAAGGGAUAGCCUGGUGGGCCUUCCUCCUGCUCCCCUUCUUCCCUGCUCUGGUGGUGAUGAACCAGAUCACUAACGCCUACCUGCCCCGCAAGAAACUCACCAGCUAGGAAGCACAGAGGACGCAUCCAGCAGCCAUAUUGGAUUUACACUGUGGUGGAAGUGAGAGGCCUCAGCUAAAGGCAAAUAAACCAAAACACUAGUUAGUCCCAUAGUAGAAGAACACAAACACAUGGGCGUCUGUCUGAAACCACAAGUUUCUGAAGGGAAGUUUUGCUUGUCAACAUGUUAGUCGGUUACUGGAGCCAGACAAUCGUCAUGCGGUGGAGCUGAGAUUAGACCGCAAACCUCAAAUACUUUGAUCAUUUGUUCCAACUAAUGAUUGAUUUGUCUGCACAAAUCUGUACCUUCAAAUGAUUUAUCUGUUCACACAGAUUACUCACUUUCUGCACUCAUAUGAAUUAAGUCAUUGUAGCAGCUGCAGUUUUCUGUGUCUAAUGCAGAAACCAGAAUCUUAACAGCAGCUGAGUGAACACAUUUAUUAUAUUUGAUUAAUGAAUUGGGUCAUUAGUAUAAUGAAGGGAGUGUUUUUGGUAGUUUUUGGGCAGACAUUAUUAGGGCUGCACAGUUCAUCAAAAUAUCAAAAUUGCAAUAUGGCCAAGUGUAAUAUCCAAAUCACAGGAGCUGCAUUUUUUUUUUGAUAGAGGCAAAAUGUUGUGGUGCUACAGAGAUGUCCGAUCUACAAAUCAUAUUCUCUAGGAACACGAUUGUUUGGUUCAAGACCAACAAAAAUCACAUCAUCAUUUUAAAGCAUUUUCAGUGAAAAUGAAAAAAAAAAAACAUAAUUUCAACUGAAAUCAUGACUCAUAAAGCAAUAUUUGACAAACUAAUCACAAUAUGAGUUUUAGCAUGUUACUGAGCCCUAGGAGUUAUUAACUUGAAGGUAUGGAUAUUGUGUUCAGACAUGUUGCCUCUGAUACCUCCAGGACUCCUGAACUGCAGCUUUGAACUCUUUGGCAUCUUCAAGCUCCAACUCCUGCUGGAAUAAGAAACACAUAGGAAUUUAAUGACACUAUGCACAACAUGUGGGCUGCUGUGCCAGAUGUGAAACCCAGGACACAAUAGAGGACGUUUUCCUGACAGACGCCUGGAGGCGGCGCCACAGCUGGAGCUGGCUGACACCUCUGAACCAGCAGAGGAAUGUUUGCACUACAUAUGCAGAGACGCUGCAUGUAGAGAGGUGUAGACCGGACAAAAAGUUCUGGAUGAUUCUAUACCAGCUUGUCAAUUCUAUUUAUUAAUUCAUGAUAUUUUUGUGUUGUGUCUGUUUUGGCUGCUUCCCAGUGCUACGUCAAUCAAUAACUUUUAACCUAACAGUGAUUAGAAUGAUGACUGAUAUAAUGUGAAAGCAGUAAAGAUUGAUCAGCCAGCUGCAGCCUCUUUCAGCUCGUUUGGUUUUAUGACAUGUCAGCUGUUUGACUCUCCACUCCCCGCUCAGCGCCACCCAGCAGUCAGACAGCGUUAGCAAGCAGCCAGUGAAAGAAAUGCAAUAUUUAGCAGCUAAAGAGACAAAUGUUUUCCUCAGGAGCUGGUGAGGAGGAAAUCAUAGCUAAAAGAAGACUGAAUGUUGGAUUUAUAUUUGUCACUUGGACAUUAACACAACUCCAGAUGAAUGCUAAUGUUGCUCUGUGUCUGCCGGAUGGGUCAUUAUGGAGGCAACUGUUUGUUAAGAUGUAAGCAAUAACAAUGUUAUUGGGUGAUGAAGGCAGUGUGGAGUGUACAUUUCAGUUUUUGAUUUUUAAUAAAUUUGCAAAAAUUCCUAAAAACAUGUUUUCACUUUGUCAUUAUGGCCGACUGAGUGUAGACUGAUGGACAAAGAUGUCAAGUCUAUCCAUUUAGUUUUUCACAAUUGCUAGAACACAUUUCUUGAAACCUUCCAUGCAUUUCUCAAAACUGUAACACAAAACCCAGCUGUGAAACUAUAUUCACCAGUCCAGUGCAGUGUGUUUUAGUGAAAAUGUGUUUGGAGUUUUGUCAAAAGGUGAAUUGAGAUCUGAAACUUGUGUCUAACUGGUGAAAAUAAUUUAUGGUUUUACCAAGACUGAUUGAUUCAAUAAAUGGGCCCAGGCCACUGAGGAUUUGG